AUGGACCCUUCCAAGGCCGCUUCAAGCAAUGUGACCGUUGAAUACACGGAUCCAUCUGGUCUAUUCCCUCAGGUCCAGACAGUCAUCGAACCGAAGCUUCCCCUGAAGAACCUACACUGGAAAUCGCCCACCCGUCCCGCUCGGUCGAUCGAGUCGCUCCGUAUUGGCUUCACCCCCGCGCCAAAUGACCCUGCGGAACGGAAAUCAUCUAGCGACGGCACUGGAACUAUCCCGCACCGGCGGCACCAGAUCCCCGGUCUGCGACAGACACCGUACCUGAAAGUCUACCUCCUUCGAUGCGACGACAACGAUACCUACAAGGCCACGGUGCGCAAAGAACUGCGUGACUGGAUCAAAGCUCAGGGCUCAUCUACUAGCUCGCAAUCAACAGCCAGCAGCCAGGAGAAGCACGAUGCAUUCGAGUGGCUGAUCGUACACGUGGUGCAGGACGGUGAUGGGGAGAAGACACCAACAACUACGUCGAAAUGGGGCCGGAGCUCAAGUACGGUCUUAGAGAAGAUCAAGGCAGACUUCAAUGGGUCGUCCAAAACCGCCGUCGACCGCGUGGCACAGUUGCGGCUUCCGAAGGAGGGAAUCGCAAAGCCCCCUGAGUUGACCGACCAGGUGGAAGACCUGAUUGAGAAAAUCAAGAAUGGAAUACUGGCUUCUUUUGACCUACGCGUGGCUCAAUACGAAGAGGACAUCAAGGAGAAAGACUCGCAGCGCAGCCUCCCUGGUUGGAACUUUUGCACCUUCUUCAUUCUCAAAGAAGGCCUCGCUCGUGGGUUCGAGAACGUCGGUCUCUUCGACGAUGCGCUGGCUGGAUAUGACGAGCUUGCCGUUGGUUUGGAUGCCGCUAUUCGAGACCAACUUCUUGGAAACAACGAGCAGCAUAGCACUAGGCUUCUGGAGUCUAGCAAGAUCUGGUCGGAAAAUGCCAAAAAAGCCCUGGAAAUGGGGACGCCGACAACAGGUGGUUCUGCUAACGAGAAUCAUUUGGAGAUCCAGCCUGAAGAUUUCCCACUUAGCUCCGACAAGAUGCCCUACCGAGAAAUGAUCCUGGCAAGCGAUAUUUCGAUCUUCGACUUCCGCACCUAUGUCUUUUCCCGACAGCUCACCUUGCAGCUUCGAGCUGCAAGAGCUCCAUCGUUGGCUGCCAGCGAGACAAUCAAGAAAGAGAAGAAGCCAGAAGAUCUCAUCUUACUUUCAGAAAUCUGUGGCAGAUCUACGGAGUUUAUCAGUCUCGCCGCUCGCACGCUCCGAUACGAUCUCGAGUGUGGGCUGGCAGAAGUCGAGAACGAUGCCAAGACAGACCUCAUUCACAACAUGGUGUCUUCAUGGACAUAUUCAGCGGCUCUGCAAAUCCUCAGCCAGACAUUUGCACCCACUCUCGCGCUUCCUGAAUCUUCCCUUCAUGCAGUAGCACAACCGAGUGAUGUUCCAAGUUCCAACGUACCUGCAACAAUUCCAGAGGAGCGUCUCGAUAUGCCCCGCCGGUCAAGCUCAUUGAUCUCUUCCUCAAAUUCCCGCUCUCCUCGUCCUGUGACCCAGGACAUGUCUGAUUCUGUCGGGCUUAUGCAGAGGCGCUCGACCUUGGAGCAUCCAAAGCCUGCUCCCGGUGCCUCGCAAAAGACCGGCUCUGAGCAGUUGGCCUCUGGAAGAGGAGAGCUGCUUCUGUUAGCUCGGCGAUCUCUCGAGGAAAUCGCUCGGAGACGUGGCUGGUCCGAGAAAUGGAAUGAUCUUGGCCUGCUCUUUGAUGACAGUAAUCGUUCCGGGGUGAGUGACCUAGCAGAAGUCUCCUUGGACGAAAAUGAGGAUUCAACGCCGCAAAAGGAUCCGGGCCCGAAACAGUCCUCGCUUGUGGGCAUUGCGCUGCCCGCUUUGUUGGCUGCGCUCAGCACGAAGGACGCAUUUUUGUCACUCUUUGAAGAUCUCACAGACAAUAUCAUCUGUCACUAUAUGGCUGCAAACCGCACUUACUCUGCCCAGACGGCCCUCGCAGAAAUUGCUAUUUUGCGAUUCCGACAGGCCGAUUAUGAAUCUGCUGCGUCCUUCUUCCACCAAAUGGCUCCAUUCUAUGGCAGCAAGGUCUGGGUAGUCUUGGAGGGGACAAUGCUAGAACUGUAUUCGCGCUGCUUGAAAGAGCUCGAGCGCAAUGAGGACUACGUCCGCAUGAUGCUAAAGUUGCUCUCCAAGUAUGCUUCUUAUGCCGCGUCGCGCAUUUCACACAGUAAGAUGGCCCUGUCGGCCCCAACUUCAAUCCUGGAGCAAGAGAAAUUGGCCGGGUAUGUCUCCGGUCUUUUUGAAGCAGCACGAACUCUGCAGAAAGAUAUCAACGCAUCUCUGGUCGACUUUUUCACGGACGUGCAUGUCGACCCGGCAAUUCAACUUUACGAUGACAAAGAUGGUUUCCAGAUCCGGUUGUCGCUGCGAUUCCUGCUGGGUCCGCAGAUUGAGGUCGACUCUAUCAAGGUCCGGCUGGUUGGUGCCAACAACUCUCAGAAUGCGGAGCAUUGGAUUGAGGGUUCGACCAAAUUCGUCGUCAAGUCUUCAAAGACGAAGAUCCUCAUUGACUCUUCGACGACACUGCAAGGCAAAUACAUCGUUGACCGAUUGGAGAUGAAAUCCGGUAAUUUGCUCUUCACGUACCACAGUGGCAACCAAUCCGCGCUGCCUGUUGGAUUCCGGGAAACAGACGAAGCCGAGGAGGCUAGCCAGCGGCCGUACAUCUACUGUUAUCCUCCUCCAGAUGGCCUGCAGGCCAAAGUGGUGUCGCCCCACCUGAUCAAUCUGGAGGCGAUGCGUACGCUGGAGCUGGAGCUCAGCAGUGGACGCAAUGAUAUCAAGGCCGGCACGGUUCGUGUUCGACCAGCCACUGCAGGGCUACGGCUUCGAAGUACAGAGGUGGAGGUUGUGGAGGGCCAGCUGGAGGUGUCGGCUAACGGUGACUCGGGAGUCAUCGAGUUUACCCACCUCCCACCCAAGUCAUUUGUGCGUCUACGCAUUCCGUAUACUGUCGAGGAGGCGUUCACUACCCUCUCCGCAAGGGCAGAAGUCGGGUAUGAGACUGAGCAGGGCAAAUUUGCCUUUUCAACGGCCCACGACAUCAUUGCGACGCUUCCCAUAUCGGUCAACGUGCAGGACGUCUUCAAGGAUGAAGUGCUGUUCUCACGAUUCACAGUCAGCCCCGCCAUGCUGGUCCCAUUGCGCAUCACGAACUGUAGCCUCCCAAGUUCAGAGUCCUACGAGGUGCAGUCCAGCAUUACAGGCCCCGUCGCCCUCGAUGUCUUCCCCAAGCAACCCGCCUCUCUGCUGUACAAGAUCCGUCUCUCGGGUACUCCUAAAUCAAGAUCACGCAGCCUUCGUCUGCGCGUUGAUUUUACUUGCAUUGACGACGAAUGCUUUGAUGCGAUCGAGAAGCUCUUCGCUGCUAGCAUGGAGUCAAGCCCCUUUGCUCAGUACGCUACGCUCUUCACAUCGUACCUCAUUGGCAGCUUCCGCAAUCAGCUCUCCACCGCAGAUUUGGAAGUCAUUGGCCUGGUACGAGAGGUCGAGACGCUCUCAUACCGCAGUGUACGAUGGGACGAUCUGCUGGGAGCACUGAAAGACCGCACCGAGGAGAUGCGCCAGUGGCUGAAGGCGUGGCAUGAUAACAAUCCGGUCAUCCGGCUUCCCCAACAGCCCACCAUCCCCACCCGGAGCAUUGCCAUCCCGGUUGAGAUUCCCGAAAUCCAAGUGGUGCAUACGGCGGAGCUGCAGCUUUAUCCCAGCUCCGAAGCCAUGGGAUCCGGUGCUUCCCACGCCGCCGUAGGCCAGAUGAUCUCCGCUGAACUCUCCCUACGCCACACGCGUCGGUGGUGCUCCCCAGCAACCCAGGAGCAUGCAGGCCAAGCGCUGGAGUGUUCGUACGAGCUGCACGCCAACCCGGAUCUGUGGCUGCUCGGUGGUCGCCGCCGGGGCAACUUCCUCGCCCGCGAGGGCGAAACCACCCGAUUCACCGUACUCCUCCUUCCCCAGAAGCCGGGCCACCUUCUCCUACCGGGCUUAGAAAUCCGCACAUUUGCCCCUCCGUCGCCACAGCCACCCACGUCCCCGACCGCGCCUGAUGCUGCAGCCGGAGGCCCCGUGGCACCAGUUCAGCGCCGGCCCAUUCCGUGUGAGGUAGACUACCGCAACCACGGCGAGACGAUGUUGGUAUUACCGGAUCUACGCAAGACGACCGUCAGCCUCAGUGCGUCGGGUAGUCCAGGUGGGCCGUGGCUGGUGGACUCGGAGCGACGGGCAGAAGUGCACUGA
Molecule: messenger RNA, 4296 nt
Organism: Penicillium cinerascens
Lineage: Eukaryota; Fungi; Ascomycota; Eurotiomycetes; Eurotiales; Aspergillaceae
Product: putative TMEM1 family protein
Exons: 4
Coding region: 1-4296 (1431 amino acids)
Biological process (GO): intra-Golgi vesicle-mediated transport; early endosome to Golgi transport
Cellular component (GO): TRAPPII protein complex
Source: RefSeq, a predicted model, not a curated record